Messenger RNA from Epinephelus fuscoguttatus (brown-marbled grouper), 3484 nucleotides. It is a transcript of the gene impact, whose product is annotated as impact RWD domain protein. The transcript has 11 exons. The coding region runs from base 123 to 1088 and encodes 321 amino acids. The record is from RefSeq and is a predicted model, not a curated record. Gene Ontology annotation, molecular function: protein binding. Gene Ontology annotation, cellular component: cytoplasm. NCBI's taxonomy places the organism in Eukaryota, Metazoa, Chordata, Actinopteri, Perciformes, Serranidae. Gene Ontology annotation, biological process: regulation of translational initiation.
GCUGUUUACUUCCCCACAUGCAGACUGCUCCUGAACAUGUAGUUCAUGUGACUUAAAUUAUAUAUAAUCUGUGUUUUUUCACUGAUUUAUUUUCAUAUUUUCUGUAGCCGACACUUGAACUGAUGGCCGACAUCUUACAUCCGGGGAAUGAAGGAGAUCUACAGGCUCAAAUCGAAGAGGUCGAGGCUCUGUCUUCCAUCUACGGGGACGAAUGGUGCGUUAUAGACGAAGCAUCCAGAAUAUUUUGCAUCAAAAUAUCCGACGACUUGGAUGAGCCAAAACUGACAGCAUGUUUGCAGAUAAUUCUCCCACCUGAUUACCCGAGCGCCGCCCCGCCCAUCUACCAGAUUAAUGCCGCGUGGUUGCGAGGCCCCGAGAGGACCAAAUUGGCAAACAGCCUGGAAGACCUCUAUGUGGAGCAUGUGGGGGAGAGCAUCCUCUAUCUGUGGGUGGAGAAAAUUAGAGAGUUCCUCGUGGAGAAAUCCCAGAGCGCAGACACAGUGGAUCACCAAGAGAAGGUGAACAUGACAGCUGAGGAAGAAGUGGAUGAUGAUGACGAUGAUGACAUACCAGACUUCAGGACUCUCAGGCUGAACACAGAGAAUGCACAUCUGUUCAUGGAUCAUAAAAACGAUGAAGAGCUACCUCCCAUAAAACAUGGAAAUACCAUCACAGACCGACGCAGUACCUUCCAGCCUCACUUAGCACCUGUGGUGACUCCCCGACAGGUUAAAAUGGUCCUGGAGAAGCUGUGUGAGAACAAGAAGAUUGCGAGUGCCACUCAUAACAUUUAUGCAUACAGGAUUUACUGCGAGGACAAGCACAGCUUUCUGCAGGACUGCGAAGACGACGGCGAGACGGCCGCAGGGGGGAGAAUGCUCCAUUUACUGCAGAUCCUGGACGUGCGUAAUGUCAUGGUGGUCGUGUCUCGAUGGUACGGAGGUAUUUUGUUGGGUCCCGACCGCUUCAAACACAUCAACAACUGUGCGAGAAACAUCCUGGUGGAGGAAGGAUACACUGCCUCCACGGAUGAGGCCACCAAAUCUGGAGCGAAGGCCAAAAGGACAAAGAUCAAGAAGACGAAAUGAAUUUCUGAAGAGAGAAAGACUUUUAUUCAAACACAUUUUCAGAGUGUUGUGAUUCAGGUGUGUCAUAAAGGUCUAGUGUGUCGGAUUUAUGGGGCUAUGUUGGCAAAAAUUGAAUACGAGUAUGUUUUCUUAAGUGUCACCUGGAAAAAAAGAAUUGUGUUCUUGUAUCUUAAAAUCAGCCAUCAUAGCUAGAAGCCCCUCCACAACGAGAGCAUCAGAAAAACAACAAUUUUUAAUGUGAAAGUGAUUUAUUCAGCGUUUUUAAGGGUUCAAAUCACCAAGUCUGUUUGUUUUGGAGACGAAGAGACCUCCGGUAAAAACCUCCUGAACGUCUGGUUCUGAAAAAAGGUGAGAGCACAUCAGCAGUUGCUAGGCUAGCGGCCAGUCUCUGACAUGCCAAACAGCAGUAGAGAAACACUGAUUUGUAAUGUGAUACUACUUCAUUCAGCAUCACCUGGUCCGUUUAUUUUGGGGAGGAAGAGACCUCUGUGGAUAAUUUGUCUUCUGGUAAAAACCUCCUGAACGAGUGCACAUUAGCAGUUGCUAGGCUAGAAUUGUUGUAGCAUAGACAAGACUUAAAAUAAGAGAGGCUCAGACAUGGAGUUGCACAUUUGAGGGUUUACUCGCGAGAAAGCCAAAGAAUUAGUACAUCAUGACAAUGUAUAGUGUCUGACAAACAUGCAGUUUAAGUUGACACACCUACAGCUCUCCAAUACACAUUAAAAGCUGCUUCCUGUCACUUAAGCAACGGUUUUCCUGUUAUUCAGACAACCGGCUCGGAGAACAAUUGCUUCUCCUCACAUAACCAAGUUUGGCCAGAAUCAAGUCACAUCAGGAUAACAAUAGUCUAUAUCCAGUCACGCACACCUUAUAUUACAGGAUAAGAGUUUACGCUAGGUCAUUUACAGUACAGCAUCCUGUCUCAGACAUGCCAAACAGUGUUGGAGAAACACUGAUCUGUAACAUGAAAAUGCUUUAUCCAGUGUUUUUACCAGUUUUUAAUCACCUGGUCUGUUUGUUUUGGGGAGGAAUAGACCGCUGCGGAUAAGUCGGCUCCUGGUAAAAACCUCCUGAACAAAGAACACUGAGGGAAUUUCAACCAGGAGAAGUUUCAGCUGGUUGCAAUAUGCAGUCAUCACCACUAGAUGCCACUAAAUACCCCUAAAUCUUACACACUUUUCCUUUAAUAACAACAACAACCAGGGAUUUCUUGCAACUAGAAAUAAUUGACUGAAAAUUAUGACGGACUUUAUAUUGCACCGUUUUGUGUGAGGAGUCUUGAAAUGAAAUGUUUACAGUACAUAUUUUCAUUAAAACAAACAUGAGAUUUGUACUAAAAAUCCUAGUGUGAUCAGUCUCCAUUUUAUAAGACAGCCACAUCAUUACAAGCUUCAAUGGAGGAUUUUGUUCAGGAGAAGGCAUCUUUAUUCCAUCAUUCAUUUUAAAUCAUAAUGUUCCAUUCCGUCCUGAUGUAAAUGUGUGAAUACUUGUCCUUGUACGUGUUAAUUCAGCUUUCAGACGAACCGGCAUGUGAAUGAAAUUCAUACACAAUUCAUUCAGCGUUUCUAAGAAAUAUGAUCACGGCUCAGCAAAAUGAAGUUCACUGAGUUUUAUUGACGCUCUCAUACUCAUACACACAUAAUUCACAUGCCUGUUGUCCUCAGUGCAUUGCACAUCCAGUUGAAGCCUGCUAAAUAUUCAACUUUUCACAGUAGUGUGUUCUACUGAAGCUUUUACCCCACAUCGGCUCCUGUGGGAUUUUGCUUCACCUCUCCAUUUUGGUGUCACUUGAUCCCUGGAAAGACACAUUCUGCAUAUUAACCACUCCAGGGUUGGCUUUUGGCAGCAGAGGGCUACUUUCUAAAAAUAUCCAGGGCUCGUACCUGGCAGUGUUUUCACCACUAUUACUUGACUGUUGUGACAAAGAAUAAAAGUCUUUUAUCUCUGUGUUUAGUUAUCUUGAGGGAAUAAAACCAAUAAGUACAUCUCAUUGGAGUGAGAACACAAAUGACUAACAACAGGCUGAGAUUCCUGAAAUUACUCCAUGUCUGUGUACAAAGCUGCCUGCGCAUUCUAGCCAUUGAGAAUAAUUACAGCUAAUUCACUUAAUAGAGCUGUUUCUCCCUGACAAGCUGUCAUGCCAAACCCAUCAUCUCAGCCCUUAAUUAUGUUUUUUAGAGGCUUGUGAGGAACUCAUGAAGCUAAAAUAAUACGCAGGGCUGAGAAUAAUGAGCUUACUUCAAUUUAAAAUUUAAUCCAUACAGGAGAAUAUUGGAGAGCCGAAGACUUUGAUUGUUGCAGCAAAAUCAAAUAAUGUACAUUUCCUUUCAAAGUACGCAAGUAUGGAAACCAGGAGUGUUCAGUUAAUGAGGAAAAUAAUAAAAUGCAUGAAUACA